Eufriesea mexicana is the source of this 1665-nucleotide messenger RNA. RefSeq names its product pelota mRNA surveillance and ribosome rescue factor (gene pelo). Gene Ontology annotation, molecular function: peptidyl-prolyl cis-trans isomerase activity. NCBI's taxonomy places the organism in Eukaryota, Metazoa, Arthropoda, Insecta, Hymenoptera, Apidae. Gene Ontology annotation, cellular component: cytoplasm. The record is from RefSeq and is a predicted model, not a curated record. Bases 1 to 1605 code for a protein of 534 amino acids. The transcript is spliced from 12 exons. Gene Ontology annotation, biological process: RNA surveillance; nonfunctional rRNA decay; nuclear-transcribed mRNA catabolic process, non-stop decay.
AUGGAAAACAAGGAGUAUAUAAUAAAAAAUGUGAUUCACGCAGGAACAAAAACAAUUAAUUUUGUGCCUGGAACUAAAGUAAUUUUUCAUUUUAAAACAACAAAAUGUGACCCAGAAAAGACAUUAAUAGAUGAUAGUAAAACAAUGGGAAAUCCAAUGGAGCUUGUUUUAGGAAAAAAGUUCAAACUCGAAGUAUGGGAAGUUAUUGUACAAAAAAUGGCAUUAAAUGAAGUGGCUUGUUUUAGAGUUAACAAAAGUCUAGUCACAGCAUAUCCCUUUGUAUCUAAAACUUUAAGAGAAGUUGGAAAGCCACAAUCAAAAAAACGUAGUCAUCAUUGUUGUGGUGUAACUUUGCAAAAUGAAGGAAUUGGCUAUGAUGAUUUAUAUGAACUCAUUAAGUAUCCUCAAGAUUUAGAAUUUACAAUUGAAGAAUUAUAUAAAAUGAAGCUUGUAUCCAAGAAUGUUGAUAAAGAUGGGAAAGGGAGCGUAUCCCUUGUCCCAGAAAAUACAGAAGAUAUGUGGCAUGCAUAUAAUCUUAUCACUGAAGGAGAUUUUGUUAGUUGUUCUACCAUUAGGAAGGUGCAAAUGGAAUCUGCAACUGGUAGUUCCAAUAAUUAUAGAGUCAGAACUAAUCUGACUAUAUGCGUAGAGGGUAUUGAUUUUGAUACACAUGCAUGUGUUUUAAGACUGAAAGGUAGAAAUGUAGAAGAGAAUAGAUAUGUUAAGAUGGGAGCAUAUCAUACACUGGAUGUAGAACAAAAUAGAAAAUUUAAAAUUACUAAAGCUGAGUGGGAUUCCAUUUCUAUGGAAAGAGUUGAUACCGCAUGUGAUCCUACACAGAAUGCAGAUGUUGCUGCUGUGGUAAUGCAAGAGGGCAUAGCACAUAUUUGCUUAAUAACUUCCAAUAUGACAAUAGUCCGUGCAAAAAUAGACCAAGUUAUUCCUAGGAAGAGGAAAGGAAAUGUCUCUCAGCAUGAAAAGGGUUUGACAAGAUUUUAUGAUAAUAUAAUGCAAGGAAUUCUGAGACACAUAAAUUUUGAUAUUGUAAAAUGUAUUAUUCUUGCAAGUCCUGGUUUUGUCAAAGAUCAGUUUAUGGAUUACAUGAUACAACAAGCCAUUAAAACAGAUAUUAAAUUAAUAUUAGAAAAUAAAAGCAAAUUUUUACUCGUGCAUUCUAGUUCUGGUUUCAAACAUUCAUUGAAAGAGAUUUUAGCUGAACCUGCAGUAAUUUCGCGAAUUUCGGAAACGAAAGCGUCAGGUGAAGUGAAAGCUUUAGAAACAUUUUAUACAACACUACAGACUGAUCCUUCCAGAGCAUUCUAUGGGAAAAAGCAUAUUGAAAAAGCUAAUGAAUCACAAGCUAUUGAAACAUUACUCAUUUCAGAUAAAUUAUUCAGAUGUCAAGAUGUUAGUGUAAGGAAAGAGUAUGUUGAAUUAGUUGAAAGUGUGAGAGAUUCUGGUGGAGAUGUAAAAAUAUUUUCGAGUUUGCAUGUUUCAGGCGAACAAUUAGAACAAGUUACUGGAAUAGCAGCUAUACUACGUUUUCCUAUGCCAGAAUUAGAAGAUGAAAGUGAUGGUGAAAGCGAUUCAGACGAAGAUGAUUAAAAAGGUUAAAGAGAUACGUCAUUGUAUAACUUUGUAUAUGUUUGUGCUGUGCGCAAUCAA